GGGUGAGCGGCUGGCUGGAGUGUUUUGGCCCUGGUCAGUCUUGCCCCACACACUCUGAUAAUAAGUGUUUCCGUAUUCCCGGCAGCUUCUCCCUGUACCAAGCACCGCCACGCAGCACCAGAGACCCAUGAGUACGUAAGCUUCUCCCUGUACCAAGCACCGCCACGCAGCACCAGAGACCCAUGAGUACGUAAGGUGAGCCCAGCGGUGCCACGGAGCACCAGAGAGCCAUGAGUAGUAAGAUGAACUUUUCCGAGAUCCUGACGUCCUGUGGGGGGGCCAGGGGGGGCGCAGUGGCCUGGUCCCCCGACGGCAGGCUGGUGGCGUGGCCCUCCUCCCCCACCAGGCUGCAGGUCAGGGAUUCAGCCUCUCUGCAGGUGCUUGUAACGUUCACCUGUGUCGACGCUGUGCAGGAAGUCUUAUGGGCACCAGACUCACAGCACCUCCUCUCGGCAUCCUAUAAACGGGGCAUGGUGGAGGUGUGGGCGGUGGGUGACCCUGGGUGGAGGUGCCGAGUGGAUGGGGGCUCGGGUGGCAUCAUCGCGGCCCUCUGGUCACCCGACAGCCGACACAUCCUCACUACUGCGGAUUUCUAUGUUCAGCUUACAGUGUGGUCGCUGGUGAGCAGGGACACUUGCUGCGUGAGGCGACCCAAGGCUGUGGUGGGGGGGGCUGUUUUCAGUCCCAGCGGCAGUUAUCUGGUCGUCGCUGAGAGGAGGGACUGCCGGGACUACCUGGCGCUGUUCGAGACCCAAGAUUGGACGCUGGUGAAGAGCUUCCAAGUCUGCACACGUGACCUGGUAGGGGUGAGCUGGGGAGGACACACCCCGAGUCACCCCAGACCCCAGACAAACACAGGUUCAAUUCUGGCAGUGUGGGACUCGCCCUUACAGUACAAAGUGGCGCUGUAUUCCUUGUCUGGGUACUGCCUGGGGUGUUACAGUGCCUAUGAGUGGGCAUUGGGGGUGACGGGGUGUUUGUGGAGCCCCUCUGGUCAGUUCCUGGCUAUCUGUAGCUGUGAUGAUAAGGUGCGCCUCCUGAGUUACCCCCCUGCAGGGUCGCGGCUGAGUUUCUCCAGCCCACCACCAUCACCACCACCUCCUCCCCUUCCUGUGUCGUUUACAAGGAGACCCGUUCAAAAGUUACUGGCUAUGCUGCAGCCCUCGCCACAGCUCGGAGCCUGCCCCCUCUCUCUUCUGUGUCUUACACAGAAGAGACAAGCCGUCCGGUAUCUCUUGCCACAAUACCCCCUGAUAAAAACGCUCCCUGUCCCCCCCAAGAACCCCGCCAGGCCCCCCGCUUGUGGCAUUCAGCAGUGACGGGAGGUACCUUGCCACACGUCGCUUGGAUGUGCCCUACGCCGUUUGGAUCUGGGACAUUUCAGCUGUUUCCCUCAAGGCUGUGUUGGUUCAGGACGAUGCUGUGAAAGAUAUGGCAUGGGAUCCUCGAAGCAGCCGCCUGGCACUCAUCACAGGUACCUCCCACCUCUACUUCUGGUCACCCCUCGGCACUGUUGUGGUUGCUGUGCCAAACGGACCUCAUCUGCACUUAACGAGCCUCAGGUGGCACCCGUUUGGAAAAUGUUUGCUGGCUAAUGAGCGGAAACACCUGUCCGUUUGUUUCCUGGAUCCCCCCGCCAACCCUCACUCAAGCCCCUCCCCCCUAGUGUGUGUGUGUGUGUGUGUGUGUGUGUGUGUGUGUGUGUGUGUUUUUUAUUGGCUUUCAGUGUUUAGAUUUUAAAUAAAGAUUAUUCCUUGUAA
Messenger RNA from Scylla paramamosain (green mud crab), 1760 nucleotides. RefSeq names its product WD repeat-containing protein WRAP73-like. Gene Ontology annotation, biological process: microtubule anchoring at mitotic spindle pole body. Gene Ontology annotation, molecular function: protein binding. Lineage: Eukaryota; Metazoa; Arthropoda; Malacostraca; Decapoda; Portunidae. The transcript has 10 exons. The record is from RefSeq and is a predicted model, not a curated record. The coding region runs from base 231 to 1319 and encodes 362 amino acids. Gene Ontology annotation, cellular component: microtubule organizing center; mitotic spindle; MWP complex.